Molecule: messenger RNA, 1728 nt
Organism: Candida tropicalis MYA-3404
Lineage: Eukaryota; Fungi; Ascomycota; Pichiomycetes; Serinales; Debaryomycetaceae
Gene: UGA4
Product: Uga4p
Exons: 1
Coding region: 1-1728 (575 amino acids)
Biological process (GO): transmembrane transport
Cellular component (GO): membrane
Molecular function (GO): transmembrane transporter activity
Source: RefSeq, a predicted model, not a curated record
AUGUGGUUCAACAAAGGGUAUACAUCAAUCGAAAUGCUGAACCUUCGUACUGUACUUUCUCAAGAGGAGUUAGUUGAACAAGUCUUGUCACAUAAAGAAUUUUACAACAACACACAAAAUGUUGAAUCACGUAGAAUUGAUCCAAAUAUUGCUGGCACAGAUGACGAUUUGUUAGGUCAGCUUGGUUAUAAACAAGAGUUGAAACGUCAUUUUUCAACGUUUCAAUGUUUUGGUGUUGCCUUUUCCAUUAUGGGAUUAUUACCAAGUAUUGCUUCUAUUUUUUCACAAGGUAUAAUUGCUGGUCCCGCUGGGUUCUUAUGGGGAUGGGUUAUUUCCUCACUUUUAAUUCUUACUUUGGGUAUUUCAAUGUCUAUUUCUGGUUCCUCUAUGUCCACGAGUGGUGGAUUAUACUAUUGGACAAAUUAUUACUCCCCUCCAAGAUUUAAAACUGUCAUCUCAUACUUAAUCGGAAAUACAAACUCUAUUGCUUUAAUUGGUGGGUUUUGUUCAGUGGUGUAUGGGUUUGCAAUUCAAGUCUAUUCCAUUGUUGUGAUUGCAAGAGAUGGCGAUUUCGAAAUCACUCAACCAAAGAUAUACGGUGUUUUUGUUGCAGCAGUUAUUGGUCAAGUUGCAAUGACUUGUUUAUCCAGUAAAAACUGUGCCCAUCUUCAGACAGUCUCAGUCGUAGCCAAUGUUUUUAUCAUUAUUGUUUACAUUAUUGCUAUGCUUGUCGGUGCUAGAGGCAAAUAUAAACCAGCUUCUUAUGUUUUCGGGGAGUUUGAUAAUUUGUCAGAGUGGCCAAUUGGAUGGACUCAAGUUUCUGCUGGGUGGCUUCCUGCUAUUUGGACCAUUGGUGCAUUUGACAGUGUUAUUCAUCAAUCAGAAGAGGUUCAUAAUGCUGGUAGAGUUAUACCAAUUGGUAUUUUAGGUUCAAUUACUGCGUGUGGUUCAUUGGGUACUAUUAUUAUCAUUGUCACUUUAUUUUGUAUACAAACUGAUGAUAUUGAAGGACACAUUCUUGGAUCCAAGUAUGGUCAACCGAUUGCACAAAUUAUAUUUGAUGUAUUGGGUAAAAGAUGGGCACUUUUCUUUAUGACAUUUAUGCUGAUUUGUCAAUUUCUUAUGGCUUCAUCUAUCCUUACUGCCAUUUCUCGUCAAAUCUGGGCAUUCAGUAGAGAUAAUGGGUUACCAUUUAGUUUUUGGGUCAAACGUGUUAACAAGACUUUAUAUACUCCUAUCAAUGCAGUUAUAUUUGGUGGUGUUGGUGCUGUAAUUAUGGGAUUGCUUGUUUUGAUUGGUCUUGUUGCUGCAAAUGCUUUGUUUUCACUUUAUAUCGCUGGUAAUUACUUAGCAUGGACAACUCCUACUUUCCUCAGAUUGGUAUUUGGCCGCAAGCUUUUCGUCCCUGGAAAGUUCUACUUGGGUAAAGUGUUUUCACCAAUUAUCGAAUGGAUCUCUGUUCUUUUUGGUGUAUACACCAUUAUAAUGGUUAAUUUUCCUGCUUCACCACAUGUUGAUAAAAAUACCAUGAAUUAUACUUGUGUUAUAACUCCUGCUGUGAUUAUCUUAUCAUACAUUUACUAUAUGGUGUAUCUGAGAAAACAUUAUCAUGGACCAUGUAAGACCGUUGAUGUUGAACAUCAACUUGAAAUAUUAGAAGGUGUAGAGUCCGAAUCAGAUGGUGUUGAAAGACAACAUGAACAAGUUGGUAAAAGUGAAAAGUCCUAG